This is a messenger RNA of Hylaeus anthracinus, 1339 nucleotides long. RefSeq names its product rRNA 2'-O-methyltransferase fibrillarin (gene Fib). The record is from RefSeq and is a predicted model, not a curated record. Gene Ontology annotation, cellular component: Cajal body; box C/D methylation guide snoRNP complex; nucleolus. The transcript has 5 exons. NCBI's taxonomy places the organism in Eukaryota, Metazoa, Arthropoda, Insecta, Hymenoptera, Colletidae. Gene Ontology annotation, biological process: rRNA methylation; box C/D sno(s)RNA 3'-end processing. Gene Ontology annotation, molecular function: rRNA methyltransferase activity; histone H2AQ104 methyltransferase activity; RNA binding. The coding region runs from base 16 to 972 and encodes 318 amino acids.
CUCUUAAAAUUUCAGAUGGGAAAGCCAGGAUUUUCACCAGGCGGAGGUGGAGGUGGCUUUAGAGGAGGUAGGGGUGGAGGAGGAGGACGAGGGGGUGGUGGUGGUGGAUUUAGAGGAGGUAGGGGAGGAGGAGGAGGUCGAGGAGGAGGUGGUGGACGUGGUGGAGGAAGAGGUGGAAGUACUCCUCGUGGACGUGGUGGCAGAGGAGGAGGAGGUGGAAGGGGCCGUGGAGGUGGUGGCUUCAAAGGUGGCAAAACUGUUGUUAUAGAACCACAUCGCCACGAAGGAGUUUUUAUAGCUAGGGGAAAAGAAGAUGCGUUAGUAACAUUAAAUUUAGUGCCAGGUUCAGAAGUAUAUGGCGAGAAAAGGAUCAGUGUUGAGGGAGAGAAUGGUGACAAAAUUGAGUACAGAGUUUGGAAUCCAUUCAGAUCAAAAUUAGCUGCAGCCAUACUUGGUGGUAUAGAUCAAAUUCACAUGCCACCUGGUUGCAAAGUUUUAUAUUUGGGUGCCGCGUCUGGAACAACGGUAUCACAUGUAGCAGAUGUUGUUGGCCCAGAAGGACUAGUCUAUGCGGUGGAAUUUUCUCACAGAUCAGGUAGAGAUCUCAUAAAUGUUGCCAAGAAACGGACAAAUAUCAUUCCUAUAAUCGAAGAUGCAAGACAUCCUCAUAAAUACAGAAUGCUAAUUGGAAUGGUAGAUACUAUAUUUGCCGACGUAGCACAGCCCGAUCAGGCCAGAAUAGUAGCUUUGAAUGCUCAAUAUUUCCUGAAGAAUGGAGGACACUUCGUUAUUUCUAUUAAGGCAAGCUGUAUAGAUUCCACGGCUCAGCCUGAAGCAGUAUUUGCAGCGGAAGUAAAAAAACUUAUUGCCGACAAAUUGAAACCUCAGGAACAGAUUACAUUGGAACCAUACGAAAGAGAUCACGCCGUCGUAGUUGGUAUCUUUAGGCCACCCCCUAAGAAAGUUACCUAAAAUUAUGUAUUUGUAUAUAUGUAUCAUCUAAUUAUUAAGAUCGGUGAAAAUCGAUAUUGACCAUCAUCCCUUAGUAUGUAUGCAAUAUCUUUUGAUUAAUUGACUGCAGUUAAAAUUUCCCAAAAUUUCAUGAAACUUGUGAAUGCGAAGACGGAAACAGUAUGUAAUAUAAUGUAAAGUAUAUAAUUAUUGUGCAGACAGUUCGAAUGUUUUUCCACAAAUGCAAUUUACGUCAUUAUUGUACCUGUAUAGUCGGUACGUCAAAAGAAACGUAUAUGCAUGAUUGUUUAAUACAAAGUUUAUAUUUUAAAUAUCUUGAAUGAUCAUUUCGCUAAUACUUUCAUACAGAUAAAAGAAUUUAAUAACA